Messenger RNA from Orbicella faveolata, 5769 nucleotides. RefSeq lists its product as uncharacterized. The record is from RefSeq and is a predicted model, not a curated record. Gene Ontology annotation, molecular function: protein binding. NCBI's taxonomy places the organism in Eukaryota, Metazoa, Cnidaria, Anthozoa, Scleractinia, Merulinidae.
AUACAUGCCCAUGGCACUUUCAUGACCACUCCAUAAGUGAUGCAGAGGCCAUCAGAGAAUUUCGUCUAUCGUCUUGUUCUUUUGAUAAGCAAAAAAGCUUUAUCGGUGGCAAUUUUGUCAGUGAACUAAGUCAACCAAGUAAAACCGGGAGGAAGACACUUCGUUGCCAAGCAAGAAGACGUUUCGCUCUGAAUUUUUAACCGCUGGUCAAGACAGAAACUUUUUGACUACGAAGAAACCGGAAUAUUCUGCUGUCUCACACCUUUUCAUUUUGUGCAGUUAAUUGUAUCACAGAAACGAUGAAUAACUCCAUCGGAAGACGAGUGCUGCCCUUGAAAAGUUUGGCCUUUAAUUUAUUGACUACACCAAACAAAGAAACUGGUUUAAGCUGCCUACAAUCAGCGUGCAUUGAAGGAGACGUCGAGACUGUCAGCGCAAUCUUAAACUAUAGUCCGGACAAACUUGACAGUGCCAUAGCUUUUAGUUUGAAGAUUGGACGCAACGCAACCCAUUUUGCUGGCAAAUCUAUUUACACUGUCUUGCGUCAGCAAGAUUCUAAAGAGCAUAAGCAGAUCAGCGGAUUCGUUGAAAAAGUUACAAAGCAUUUCCAGUCCCAGUCCCUUCUACAUUUGGCCGCAAAGAAGGGUCAGGUCGAGCAUCUUCGCAGGUUACUAGAAUGUGGUGAGCAUGUUGAUUCAAUGUCGCCUGACCUCUGUGCGGAUAGAGAGACACCCCUGAUGUUGGCAGCCGGUUUUAAUGAGGUAGACGUUGUUGAGUUUCUUGUUGAAAAAGGUGCUUCGCUAGAGAUGCAAGAUGCUGAGGGAUGUAGUGCACUACACCAUGCUGCGAUGAGUGGCAAAAUUGGCAAUAUACUACGCUUAUUAGAGUUUGGAGCCAAUGUUUUAAGAGGAAAUUACGACCAAAUAACAGCCAUUCAUAUGGCUGCUGAAAAGGGUCACAUAGAGGCUGUCAGCCUUCUUCUAGAGCAUGGUGCAGAUGCUAAGAAAGCUAACUACUAUGGAAUGACUCCGCUGAUGUCAGCUGCGCAAAAGGGCCACUUACAAAUUAUCCAGUUGCUGCUAAAGAAUGGUGGAAGUUUAACCCUAGGCGACGAAGAAGGUCGGUUACCUUUACAUUUUGCUGCUGAAGAAGACCAAACAGAUGUAGUCAAAUUUAUUCUUGAAAAAAAUGGGAGUGUGUUGACAAAGACUUCUAACGGGGACACAGUCCUCCACUUGGCCACUCGUCUUGAGUUAGUCCAGUAUCUUGUUGAGCAAGGAGCUGACGUUCCUGCAAGGAACUCCUACGGUAGAACACCGUUACAUGCCGCUGCCAGCAAGGGUCAAUCUGAUACAAUCGUCUAUCUUUUAGAUCAAGGUGCUGAUGUGAACGCACGAGACGAAUCUGGUUGCUCAGCAUUGUUCUUUGCUGUUCAUGGACGUUAUGCUGAUGCCGCUAAGGUUUUGAUUGAAAGAGAAUGCGAUUUGAAGCUAAUAAACAGGGCCGGUCCUUUUCUUAACGAAAAUCUGUUCGAAAUAGCUGCCGCACAAGGGCUGACGAAUAUUUUGAGACAUCUUAUUGACAAAGGUCUUUCCAAGACCGUUGAUGACGUCAACAGAUAUGGCGAAACGCCUCUGAUGCAAGCGGCAAGAGGCGGACAUUGUGAUACGGUCGCUUUUCUUUUAGAGCAAGGAGCUAACGUCAAUGGGAGCAAAGGCUCAAAAACACAUAGUUUAGAAGAUAAUUGUGUUCAUCACAGCCACAGCGACGGAGAAGACAGUGAGGAAGACGAUGAUGAAUUUACAAGGUACCACUUUGGAAGCCAAGAAAUCUCUCCCUUGUAUUACGCCUUGGAAGCGGGUCAUACUGAAGUGGCUAAACUCCUAAUAGAACGAGGAGCUGAUACUUCGAACUCGGAAAGUGAAGACAACCCUCUUGCAGAGCUUGCAGCUAGGCAUUGUUCCCUUGAUAUUCUUCAACUGCUUCCCGAUCAGAAAAACGUCAAUUUAGACAAUUUGGAGAAUGGCGAAACUUUGUUGACCUCAGCAACUUACCGUGAGGACUUCGACUCCAUUCCAGCUCUUUUAGAGAAGGGUGUGGAUAUAAAUGCAAGGAAUAGGUCAGGCGACACAGCUCUUUCCUGUCUUCUCCAGUUCGCACCACGCCCUCGUGCAAUGGAACUCGCCAAGCUCCUUAUUUCAUAUGGUGCUGAUAUCGAUAUGAGGAACGACCGAGGUGAAACUCCUCUUCAAAUAGCGUGUUCCACAAACUUCGACAAAGUAGCUGAGCUUCUUCUUGAACUGGGUUGUGAACCGAACGUUAAGAAUGAUUAUUCUUAUUCUCCUCUUCACCAUGCUGCACAAAACAACAAUGGAAAACUUGUUGAGAUGUUACUUCAGUGCGGUGCUGAUAUCAAGAUUAAAACUAAAGACGAGCAGACACCCUUGCAUAUAGCUGCAAAUUCAGAUGGGCUCCACGCAGCCCAAGUGCUUUUGGAACACGGUGCUGAGUUGGAAGCCAUGGACUCGUCAGGUCAUACACCUCUUGCUGCGGCAGCAGCUUGUGCUAACUUGCGUAUGGUCCAACUGUUGAUGAAACAUGGAAGCAGUGUUCAUGGGAAGGACAAUUCGGGAAAGACUCCUCUGUUACUUGCUGUAGAACGUUUGCGCUAUGGGGACCAAGAGACGGAUAAAAUCACCCUUAUCAAGACAUUGUUGGAUCAUGGAAGCCUUGUGAACGCCAUUGAUGAGUUUGGCAGGUCUCCUCUUCAUUAUGUUUAUCAUGCCCCAAGGGAAUGCUGUGAUCUCCUCUUACAAUAUGGAGGUGAUGUCAAUUUACCAGACAUGAACAAAGAGACGCCUUUACAUUUUGUAGCAAUGGAUGGAGACACAAGCUGCAUCGAGUGGCUUCUUCAGCAAGGUGCCAACGUGGAGGCCUCGGACAAGGAAAGUCGCACCCCUCUCCACGCAGCCGCAUACGGGGGCAACAACAGUUCUCUUGAGUUGCUGAUUCAACAUGGUGCCGAUGUUCAGUUAGCUGACAAAAUGGGCUGGCUUCCUCUGCACUUUGCUGCUUCCGGAGGACAUUUUGGUGCUGCCGAAGUUUUGUUCCAACAUGGAAGUGAUCUUGGAGCUGGUGACGACAAAGGGAGGACUGUCCUUUAUCUGGCAGUUAAAAGCGGUUGCCGAGAGCUGAUUGAAUUUCUUAUCAACCAUGGGAGUGACGUUAACACAAAAGAUCUAAGUGGACGUACAAUUCUUGAAGCAAUAGAUGAUUGUAAUUUGUGGAGCUUGGAAUGGAACGUUCUGGAAACGUACCUUGAGAAUGGAGGUGACAAGAGGGUUGUGGAUGAGAUAACUGGUCGGACCACUCUUCACUAUGCUGCAGUGUCCAAAAGUGUCGCUACUAUUGACAAUCUGAUAAACGACGGAUUGGCCCUUGAACCAAGGGACAAAAAUGGGGACACUCCUCUACACCGAGCGGCAGCAAGGGGAACUCCAGAAAUGAUACAGCAACUUGUUGAUAGAGGAGCGGACUUAACUGCUGUCAAUAACAGAGGACAGACGCCAUUUCUAGUGAGUCUUUCUACAAACAACAAGGAAGGAGCAAAGAUUCUACUGAAACAUGGAAGCAACGUGCAGGUGGCAGAUAAAAAUGGCAACACAGCUCUUCAUUCUGCUGUAUUCUUGCCAAGUCUUGCGAAGCUGAUAGUAAAGAAUGAUGGAGAUGUUAAUGCAACGAAUGUAGCCGGUUGCACUCCUCUUCACCGGGCUGCGUACUAUACCUAUUCAAACGUUGUUUUUAGGAUUUUGUUGAAGGCAGGAGCAGAUGUUCAUUGCCGAGAUAAGCAUGGAAAUACACCCCUCCACAUAGCUAUUACAAGAGCUAGAGAAGACGUUGCCAGAACGCUCAUUGAAAACGGAAGUGAUGUCCUCGCUGCUAAUAUACAGGGAAGAACUUGCCUGCAUAUGACGACUUGUUUUGGCGCCUAUGGUUUAGUGGCAAAACUAAUUCAACUCGGGGUGCAAGUAAAUGCUGUUGAUGAGCUGGGUUGUACCCCUCUUCAUCUUGGUGUGCAAGCAAAUGACACGAUGGUGAUAAGAGCUCUGUUGAAGCAUGGCAGCAAUUCCGAGGCUGAGGAUUAUAAAGGAAGUACAGCUCUCCAUGUAGGCUGCUGUUCGGGAAGCAAAGACGCUGUGUCAGUUUUGAUUGAUCACGGAAGUAAUCUCGAGGCUCAAGACGAAAAAGGAUGCACUCCGCUUCACAUCUGCGCAGUUUUUGAUGAGAAACGUACUGCUCGUGUACUUGUUGAACGAGGAGCAAAUUUGGAGGCUAGAGACAACGAAGAAAGUACUCCUCUCCAUCUGGCUUCGGCCUUCAGUGAUGUGGAAAUGGCUAGUCUGUUUCUUGAACACGGAGCGAGUGUCAAGUCCAGAGAUUCUGAAGGCAGUAUUGCCCUCCAUACAGCUGCUGCAUUUGGCAAGACAGAAAUCGUGCGGUUGUUAAUUGAUGCAGGCAGUGAUUGCAAUGCCGUUGAUGGUAUUGGAAACACACCGCUGCACGUGUCCGCGGGCUCUGGUCAUGUGGAAGUAGUUCGUCUGUUGAUUGACAAAGGAGCAGACAUGUACGCAGUCAACAAGGAAGGGUUUACUCCUUCUAGAUGUGCUAAAUUGUUUGGUCACAAGGAAGUGGAGCAGUGUAUUGAGGAAAGACACUGCUCUGAAUGAAAGCCGUGACAAUGAUCUUAACGUGAAUGGAUACGUGCACAUGUAAGACUUUCCUUCAUUUGACAUUUUAACCAGCUCAUGAACAGCUUGUGCUAGUCAUUGAAAUUGAGAAAAUCGUGGUAUUUAUACAAUGAUAUCUUCUGUAGUAACCGUUCUAGAAGAUGACAUACUAAGUAACAUCCUAGAUUGAUAACUUUUAUAUAUAAUGUUAUACGUUUUGGCCAGUGCCAGAAAAUAUAUCUAAUUUGCAAUAGCCGCGAUGAUCAUUUUCACAUUGGAAAUCAGGCAUAUGGUUUAGAGAAGGCAGCAUGUUUAAGAAAUCAAUUUCUGAAGUUUCAGCUCCUCUAGAAUCAUAAUUGCAUGUGUGUGGCAUGAUAGAUGAAAUUUACUUUAAAAUGAUUUAAUUUAACAACAGAAUCCGUUUUCUAUUUACCCAAUUAAAUCACAUGACUUAACUGUGUCAGGGCAAGAGCCUUCAUGAAUAAGGUCUUCUCUUUUUGUGCGUUCUUAAUGGCGAGAUAUUCGUUGGUGGUAAAUGUAAAAUAGAUUUAAUAUUGCUGUGGUGUUUUGUGUGUUAAACUAUUUAGCCGCGUCUGCUAGUUACCAAAAUUUGAAAACUUUGAGACUUUGCGUUUGAUUGAAAUUGAUGAAUAAACACCACAGAAAAAAACUGCUCAAUAGCUUUGACCUGAACAAUCGCACACUGUGGUUUCUUCCACAGGCUUAAAGUUAGUACUGCUUUUAAAUAGCCUUCUUGUGAUCGGCCGCAAUGACAUUUUACAUAUGUCAUGUAAUAGGUCACAGAUUACGCUUGGCACUGCCUUUGAAUAUAGUUGGGAUAGUCUUAAAGACAGUCUAAGCAAGAAAUCAUAUAGAUUGUAAUGUGGUCAAAAGUAACUGGUCUUAUCGCAGUCUUAUUAUUAUUAUUUUGUUAAUUUUAGAUAUUUUAGAGGACGCGUAAGACAUUUGUAUUUGGUAUACUACUCUAUACAGGGGAAAAAAAUUGACGGAGCUAUACAAUAAAGAUUUUUGCUUUACCGUG